UGGAAGCAAUCUUCAAAAUAAGAACCUGUAUAGGAUCCCAAGAUGUAUAAACACGUCUUUCUGACAGGACCACCUGGCGUUGGGAAGACAACAUUGAUUAAAAAAGCCACUGACGCUUUCAGAUCUCCUGGAGUUCCCAUAGAUGGAUUUUACACAGAGGAGGUCAGACAAGCUGGAAGAAGAAUAGGAUUUGAUGUGGUCACUUUGUCUGGGAAACGAGGAAUCUUGUCCAGAAUUGGGAAUUCCUCAGGACUUUCUGGACAACGUGAAUACAGAGUUGGUCAAUAUGUAGUAGAUCUGCCAUCAUUUGAAAAUGUAGCUCUUCCUCUUCUUCAGAACGUAAACGCUGGAGGGAGUACUGGAAAGCGGGUAUACAUCAUAGAUGAGAUUGGAAGAAUGGAACUGUUCAGCCAGUCCUUUAUUCAGGCUGUGCGGCAGACCCUUGAAAAUGCACAGUCUUCAAUUCUUGGUACAAUUCCGAUUCCAAAAGGAAAGCCACUGGGCAUUGUGGAAGAAAUAAGGAACAGGAGAGACGUUAAGGUUUUUACUCAAUUCCCCACAUGGCUCUGGAGACCCGAAAGUUCAGUGGGUGCCCUCCAAUCCCACGACCAAGCCAUCUCUUAUUUUGUGUCCAAUUGCUAUUUACCCCCUCCCUGCCAAUGCAAUGCUGCCUUCGUAGUCCCAAGUGAACACCAGCCAUCACACAGCCAGGACAAGAAUGUGUGCUGUAUGACUCGCUUUGCUCACCACGCAGCUUCACUUCUACCACGUGAACCACUCGGGAACCCCACAUUAAAUAUGUUUUGAAACCAACAAACCAUUACUUUUUUUUUUUUUUUUUAU
Messenger RNA from Polyodon spathula (Mississippi paddlefish), 843 nucleotides. RefSeq names its product nucleoside-triphosphatase, cancer-related (gene ntpcr). The record is from RefSeq and is a predicted model, not a curated record. Lineage: Eukaryota; Metazoa; Chordata; Actinopteri; Acipenseriformes; Polyodontidae. Gene Ontology annotation, molecular function: ATP hydrolysis activity. The coding region runs from base 43 to 807 and encodes 254 amino acids. The transcript is spliced from 5 exons.